Acanthosepion pharaonis is the source of this 1311-nucleotide messenger RNA. Lineage: Eukaryota; Metazoa; Mollusca; Cephalopoda; Sepiida; Sepiidae. The record is from the annotation of a GenBank genome assembly.
AUGCAAUUCUUUUCUUUCUUUCUUUCUUUCUUUCUUUCUUUCUUUCUUUCUUUUUCUUGCUUUCUUUCUUUCUUUCUUUCUUUCUUUCUUUCUUUCUUUCUUGCUUGCUUGCUUGCUUUCUGUCUUUCUUUCUUUCUUUCUUUCACUUUCUUUCCUUCUUUUAUUUUUUCUUUAUUUGUUACGUUUUUUCUUAUUCUCUUUUUCUUUCCUUUCAUUUUUUUUUUUUUAUUUUUUGUUUUGUUUUUCCUUCUUUCUUUCUUUCUACUUUUUUCUUUUACUUUCUUUCUUCUUUUCUUUUACUUUCUUUUUUCUUUUCUUUUACUUUCUUUCGUCUUUUCUUUUACUUUCUUUUUUCUUUUCUUUUACUUUCUUUUUUCUUUUCUUUUACUUUCUUUUUUCUUUUCUUUCUUUCUUUCACUUUCUUUCCUUCUUUCUUUUAUUUUUUCUUUAUUUGUUUCGUCUUUUUCUUAUUCUCUUUUUCUUUCCUUUCAUGUUUUUUUUCUUUUUCUUUCUUGUCUUUCUUUAUGUUUUGUUUUGUUUUUCCUUCUUUCUUUCUUUCUUUCUUUCUUUCUUUCUUUAUUUAGUUUCCCUUUUUCUCUCUUUUCAUGUUUUUUUUCCUUUUCUUAUGUCUUUCUUUAUUUUUUGUUUUAUUUUCCUUCUUUCUGUCUUUUUCUUUCUUUCUUUCGUUUUCUUUUUCUUUCUCAUUCUCUUUUUAACUUUUUUCAUGUUUUUCCUUUUCUUUCUUUCUUUCUUUCUUUCUUUCUUUCUUUCUUUUUCUUUCCUCCAUUUCCUUUCACGCUUUUUCCUUUUCUCAAUCCUUUCUAUAUUUUCUUUCUUUCUUUUUCUUUUUGUCCUCAUUUUUUCCUUUUCUUUCGUUAUUCUUUUUUUUUUGUUUGCGCUUUGCUCUUCCUUUCGAUUUUUUCAGACUUUUUCUUUCGUUUUGUUUUUCUUCUUAUUUUUUCUUUCUUACUUUUUUCUCUCUUCCGCUUUCAUUUUUCUUCAGUAUUUUCGUUUUUCGUCUUUUUGCUUUCACAUCUUUCGUUUUUCAUUAUUUUUUCGCUCUUCUUUUCUUUUCUUCUUUCUUUCUUUCUUUCUUUUUCUUUCUUUCUUAUUUGCUUCAUGUUUCUUUUCUUUCAUCUUUUUCCAUUUACUUUCGUUUUUCAUCAAUUUUUCGCUUGUUUCUUUUUUUCAUUUCUUUAUUUUCUUUCGCUUUCUAUUUUUCUUUUUUCCUUUCUUUCUCCUUCUUUCUUUCGCCAUUUCCUCCUUUCUCUCUCUGUCUUUCUUUUUGUCUUUCUUUCAUUUUAUGAUUAA